GCUCAUUGACAACCCCACCUUGUUCAGAAGGAGUGGUUUGGGUGGUUUUAAAUGACACCACGGAUAUCUCCUAUAAACAGCUGUCGACGUUACGCGGCCUUCUUAACAUCGUUGAACGCUCCACUUAUCAGAAAUUGGAGACAAACACAGCCAUUAAACGGCAGACGUGUUUACCUCAACAGAUCAUCAUAUUCGCCGCCAUGUUGGAUGUUCCUUUGAUCUUCAGCGCAUUUCCUCGUCUGUGCACCUUUAUCAAGAUCAAAUGCCAAU
Ostertagia ostertagi is the source of this 270-nucleotide messenger RNA. NCBI's taxonomy places the organism in Eukaryota, Metazoa, Nematoda, Chromadorea, Rhabditida, Trichostrongylidae. The record is from the annotation of a GenBank genome assembly.